AUGAGUUUGACUUAAACUUUAUAAAAAUAUAUAGGAGGAUAAGAAUUAGAAUAUUUUGAAAAUGUAGUUAGAGAGUCAACAAAAGGAAGAAAUGAUAUCACAAAAGUGAUUGAUUCAUUGUAAAAUCGUGUAAAUGCUGAAUAUGAGUAUUCUAAGAAUUUGGAGGAUGGAAUAUCUGAAUUAUCUGUCAAUAAGAAUUCAGCAGAUUGUGCAGUCAAUUUAGAAAAAAUAAUAAGUUUGUAUUGUAAUGAAAUAAGACAAAAGAUUAAAGAGUCAAGAGCUUAUGCAUAAUUUAUCAAAGAUUAUAUCAUCAAUUAAUUGAAUUUAUUAGUAAAAGAUUAAAACAUUAAGGUUAAAGGUUUGAUCUCUGAUGGUCGAAAGUUAUCUGCAUAAUUAAAACAAGAGAAAACAGAAGUUGAAAAGGUAUAAAAAUUAUAUAGAAUAAUUAGCUUAUGAGCUAAUUAAACUAAAAAAAUAACGAUUAUUUUCAGCAUUAAAUAUAGAAGUUUUCUUAAGAGAAUCUAAGCCAAUUGCAGCCAUAAAAGAAAAAUGAAAAUACAUUAAAAUCAGAUAAACUGUUUAGAAAUCUUAAAGAACUCAGAGAAAAAUUAAAUAGUUAAUAAUCUUCAUAUGAAUAAUUCUUAUAGGGAUAUGAAUUGAGAGUUUCAAAGAUAAUAGAAGAGUUUUAAUUAUAAGAUUAAAAUAGAGUAGAUCAAUUAAAGACAGUUAUGAAUUAAUUGUUUUAGAAUGAUAGAAUUUUUGAAGUAAAAAAUUCUAAAUUAUAUAUAGAACUUGAAUUAAAUUUAAGGUGAAUAUAGUCUAUAUCGAUACAAGGAGUAGUAUUUUAAAUCCUUAGAAAUUAAAUUCAAAGAAUAGAAAAGUUUUGUUUAAUGUUCAGUUUUAAAGAUAGAAGAUAAUUGGGUAGAUCGUAUUACUCAUUUUAUUAAUACAAAAUGUUAAAAUAUUUAGUAUAAUCGAGAAUUAAUAACACUUAAUAUGGAAAUUUUGAAAAAUGACUAUGAGAAAAUUAAUUUCUUGGUUUAAUAAUAGAACUAAGAUUUUAUUACAAAUAUUUCAUUAUGUCAAGAGAGAAUUCAUAAUUAGAUGUAAGAAUUAUGGACAUCUUAAUAAGUAAAUUUAAAAUCAUUAAUAAAUUUAUUAAAUCAUAAUUUAAUUGGGAGAUAGAUAUGGGUCUUUGAGUUUUAGUAAUUCAGAUUAGAUAAAAGAUUUGAAAUAUGUUAAAUAUCAUAUUAGAAUAUAGUAGAUUUAUUGAAUUAAUUAUUGGAUUUGGUAUUAUAUAAAUUUAAUUAGAUAGUGUAUGGAUGAAUUAGAUGCAUUUACAGUGAGGAAAUUAAUAUUGAUGACUUUCACAUUUUAUAGAAUUGAAAAGACAGAGAAGAUAUUUUUGUAUGAUGGAAUUUAACAUCACUCUAUCUUUGAUAAAAUUGAUUUAUGGGAUGCCAUAUUUUUUGAAUGUUUAUAUGAAGAGAUGAAAAAAUAAUAAGAUAUGAGAAUAAAUGAGAAUAUAAAUGAUUCUAUAGAUAGGUUUUUAUUUAGUAUUUAUUUUAGGGAGAAAAAUACUGUUUUUGGAUUCUUAGGUUCAUUAAUAGAAAAUAUGUUAAGUUUUAGUCCAUCAAAAUAAAAUGUAAGAAUUUUAACAUCAAAAUAUUGUAAAUUGUAUAUGCUCAAUGAUGUUUAAAUCAAAUAGCUGUUCUAAAUCAUUGAUAAUUCUAAGUAAUAAUAAAAUUUGAGUUGA
Paramecium pentaurelia is the source of this 1756-nucleotide messenger RNA. The record is from the annotation of a GenBank genome assembly. Lineage: Eukaryota; Ciliophora; Oligohymenophorea; Peniculida; Parameciidae.